Cylindrotheca closterium is the source of this 1029-nucleotide messenger RNA. The record is from the annotation of a GenBank genome assembly. NCBI's taxonomy places the organism in Eukaryota, Bacillariophyta, Bacillariophyceae, Bacillariales, Bacillariaceae.
AUGGGUGUGAAGCAUAUAUUUAAAAAGCACGACAAAGCAAAGAAGCGCGUUAAGUCACCAGGAGCUGUCGGCCGCGAUGGCACUGUACAGUCGAGCCCGUCGUAUCAAUAUGCUAUAAAUGAGUUUGCCCAAACAGUUGCUCCUGCAACAUCAAACGACGAUGGAAAGUCAAAGUAUAGACAACAACAGCAAGAGCUGCAACAAAAUAUUUCAACUCCACAGCACCAGCAACAGCAAACGAUGCCGAAUCAGCAAUCGAAUAUAAGGCCGCAAGAUGGUGAUGCGGAAUCGGGAACCGUUGUGUUUGAUGAUCAGUCCACGGCUUCAUCCAGACGAACAAACGAAGGGGGAGGUGAUUCGAGAUACCCUUUCUCGCCGCAUGGAACUUUACCAUCGGAGUACAUGAUAUAUUCAGCCUUUUCGCAAACGUCACAGAGCCGACUACACCAAGAGCAGCAAUAUUAUCACCCAACAAUCGUCGAUGCAACAUAUGAUGAAAAGUACGGAGACGCUUAUCUCGGAGCUCCCAUCAAAUACAUUUACCCAUCAGGAUAUCAAUCAAUGCGGCCUAGAAGUGGACCAUGGAAGCUGAGCAUUUUUGUUUGUAUGAUGUUUACCUGGUUGUCGGUCUUUAUCAUUGGGCACUGUUCCGAUCACUAUGAGAGUAUUCCUCAGUAUGAAGUGGACGACGAUACUGUCAUGGCAAUCAACACACGAUGGUGUGGAUCACAACUACUAUAUAUGAUGUGGGUGCUGAGUAUGUCCAUCACCGGAAUGGCAGCAGCAUAUAUGGGUAUAAUUGGGUACAUCAAGAUGCGAGAUUUUGCAGUGGCCAAUGGAAGAAGUCAACCACCGGGGAUGACGGGACGUUCCGAUUACUAUGUAGCGAUUCGAGACGGUCCGUCUGAGAGUAGAGGAAACGACAGUGGCUAUCGCCCUUCCAUUUAUCAAGCAGAUGGAACACCACAGUUCUGGGGUGGUCAUAUCUACCGACCAACUCAGGCAGCUGUUGCAGUUACCAGUCGGUAA